GUUCUUGGGUCUUGUUAAUGGCUAUUGUGAGAACUUUUUUUGGCUCUGGAUGGUUGAGCAUUCUACUAUGCUGACUAAAAUGCCGCGUGCAGAUGAUGUAUUGAGGUUUCAGUUAGAAGGUGAAUUGCUAAACCGUGGUGGAGCCGCAAGAAAGAGAUAG
Molecule: messenger RNA, 160 nt
Organism: Ilex paraguariensis (yerba mate)
Lineage: Eukaryota; Viridiplantae; Streptophyta; Magnoliopsida; Aquifoliales; Aquifoliaceae
Source: the annotation of a GenBank genome assembly